Penicillium waksmanii is the source of this 855-nucleotide messenger RNA. RefSeq names its product heme-containing dehydratase. The record is from RefSeq and is a predicted model, not a curated record. NCBI's taxonomy places the organism in Eukaryota, Fungi, Ascomycota, Eurotiomycetes, Eurotiales, Aspergillaceae. The transcript has 2 exons. The annotation marks the transcript as partial.
AAGCCCGGAGAAGUGCGGACCCUUAAAGGGGAGUUCCAUGACCUGAUUGCUUCUCACACUGCCCAUCUCGACCUAUUUGUUCAAAACCAUGAUGGAUGUGCUGCAGCUAGAGAGGGGAAACCCUUGAUAUGGCUCGGCUAUUGGGAGUCUCGCACUUCAUACCUAGCUUGGUGGGAUAGUGAAAAGGUCUCAAACUUCUGGGACAACCUGCCCGUUGAUGCUGGUAUGUGGAGAGAGAUUAUGUCUCCAGAUUCAUCCAGAACACAGUAUAUAACAAACAAGAGCGAGCCUGUUGGACUAAGCCACCUUGGAACUGAAAUUUCAGUUGGGGAUAAGAUUGGAUACUGGGGCUGCUAUCGGCAUAGAAUGGCUGCUCAUUCAAAUGAUAAUUUCGACUCGCCGAUCGAACGGGACCUCGAAGCCUUUAAACCCAUACCAGACUCUCUCGGCGGGGAUCGACCUGGGCGCAUCUUGAUGACCAAAUUUCCGGACAAUAUCUGUUUUGUGGUUGAGGUCCUGACUGGGAUUUUGGGUUCCCGGAUGUGCUAUGCACCGGAAACUGGUGUCUAUAGAGAUUCUACGCCUAAAGCUCUCAACUACAACGAAAAGGCUCAACUCUUUUACUUCAAAGACCUGCAGCAUAUGGAGAAAAUCGGGCGCACCAAUAAGGGACAUGCGGCAUUGCGCAGUCAUUUCAUGCGGGCAUAUAGCCCCAAUAGUGCCAUGGAGUCGGGCAAGCUCGUACUUUGGGUGGAAACAACUGUUUUAUCAAACGGAGAGAUUGAAUGCGAAUACGUGGGUUGUGAGAAGGGGACGGGCUGGAUGGCACUGGCAGGUCACCAAGAAUCCUGGUGA